AUGAAGAAGAAGGGUUUUUUUCAAUUUUUAAUCCUUUUGUAACCUGGAGUAGUUCUAAUCUGAAAAAAAAAACAUUUUGUGAGUCAAAAAAGGCUUUCGCUUCAUUUUUCAUAUUUUUUUCAAAAUUUUUCAUAUUUUUCGAUACUUAAUAGCUAUAAUUUUUGACUAAUAUAUUUAUAAAAAAAGAUUUUUAGUUCGCGAUGCGAAAAAGUCUGUCGUUUCUUUCAGCGAACCGUCUCUUUUCCAAAGAAAACGUGAGUUCGUCCAAGCUCUUUGAACAGAGAGAGGAAUAUGUGGAGCAUUCUCAGACGUUUCCGCGAAUCAUGGUCUGAAGGAUUCGAAAGAAGGUUUCCCUUCCGAGACUCAUACCACCAUUUACCUCCUACGUAGUCAUAAAUACACCGACGUCAAACUUAGCCGUAUGGAGGCUUUUUCAAAAAAUGUCAAGGUGAACUUUUUCGCGAGUUAUUGGUAUUUUCGUGUUUUUUUUUUCUGUUUACCCGCGACCAAGUAAGUUGGCGUUCAAUAGUGGAUUUUCAGGUCUCAGAAAAAACAAUAUUAUAUCAUCCUUCCGUAAUACCUAUUAUAAACCUUCAAUUUUUAAAAGGUUUCAACUGAUUAUAUUCUUUUUAACAAAUUCGUUCUAGUGACGGAGUGCGACCGUACUCAUCCCGAAAAGUCUGAGUUUGAUGUGGAUAGGCGUGUUUUUGAUUUCAAAGGUUUAGUUGAAAACCUUCACAAAAGGUCGAAAAUGUUUUUCAGAAACGGGGUUUGCUCCGAAAGAUUCAACAUCUAUAAAGAUCUACCUAAAGUCAACGAUGCGUGUCAAAGACUAUCCAACGGCAGAUCCUGAAAGAUUUUCUUACAAGAAAUAUUUCGAGUACUCUCUGGUUUUACCUAAAGAUGUAAAAAUUAUCGUGAAUGUAUAAUUACAAAGCCGUAUCACUCUCUCUUUCAAUCACAUCAUUUGCUCAUUUUAAAGGCAUAGGGGCAGUAAAAAAUGGGGUUUCAGGUGAAAGCAGCAUCUUAUAUAGUUUUUUAUUGCGAAUCGAAUGGUGUACUCAAAAAAAUUACAGGUGUGACAACUUUAGAAGAAAAACGCGAUUUCACUUUCCCGCCUUUAAUUUUGAAAAAAGCUUUGGAUCGGUAUGCAGACAACUGUUUACAGUAGCCGUGCACGAGAUGUUGCGGACGUCUUAUUAGACUCGCAUUUUGUAUGAAAUAACCGGCUAUCUGCUUCAAAUUAAGGGUUUCUUCUCUGAAAAAUUGAUCAAGAAAACCGAAAACGCACAGUGAUAUUAAAGAAAACACAAAUAAUCGCUAUCCCAAUCGAAACCUGUGUAAAAUCAUCAUUUUUCACCAGAAAAGCUUAUUUGCGAUCAAAGUUUGCAAAUUAUACAUGAAUCGAAGGCUUUGGUGACGAAAAAAACUCUGGUGACAACAGAAAAAAUUGAAAAUUAAAAGAAACGAAGAGAAAAGCGAGAAUCCGGAAGAUGGCGAACCCUGUUGUCCAUAGAGCAACUUUACUGCAAGGCGCCUUUUUUUCGCGGGAACUCAAGCUUUCUUUUCUCCGACUUUGAAUUAUUUUUUCUCCAAAACUAGGAAUUUCUGUACGUUUCCAAGUUCACCGUUCGGUUUGCAAUGAAAAGCUCUACAAAAUACUGCUUUGAACUGAAACACCGUUUUUUACUGCCCCUAUGCCUUUAAGUAUUUUCCUCACACGUAGAUUUUAUGAAUGAUAUCUUUUUAUUUGGAAAUAUUUCCUGGGGUUUUUGAAGGAAGGUGAAGAAUUUUAUAAAAGUAUUUACGCUAAGAGCCGAUUUCAGCGUCAUUUUUGAUCAGACAAGGUUUCUGCUCAUUCAAAUACCUCCGGAAGGAUUUUCUAGCGGUUCACACCACUCGGAAAUCUGUAGGGCGAAACGGACGUGUCGGGGCAUUUCUAAUGGCCACUUUAGAAGCUUCAGUCCUCUUUAGUGAUCCCUAGAUGUGCCAAGAAAGUCCGGAGCACGUCCGUUUCGCGUUACAAAUGUCCGAGCAUCGACAAUUUUUCUAUUUUCGAACAUUUAUGUGUGAAAUAGGCAGUUUAGCUCUAUGGAGAACUGGCUCCUGUAAACUAUCAACAAAAUGCGUGAAAGAAUGUUUCCAUUCUGAUGAAAAUUCUUUUUUGAAAGUUCAGAGUUUUUUUUUGGUUUCUUUAAACAAUCGGUGAAAAUAUGUUAUCGAAGACGCACAAAUGGUUUUUUAACUCUCCUUUUCUUCAUGUUGUUACAUUGCAAUCCCUCAGAAUAGGUCCAGCUUUAUUUAUAGUUUUUUUCCGAAUAAUUUUUAUAGCAUUUUUUUCUUGUUACCAUUACCGCAUUGAAAUGAAAUUUUUUUAUUCCAUGAUACUUUUUUUCUUUCUUUAUACUGCUUUAUCUAGUUAGCUUUCGAACUUCUGUUCCCUAAUUAAAGUUUUUAAAAUUAAUCCUACUGAGGAAGUUUUUUCGUUGAUUGCGCGAUUUGAAGAUACUUGUUCAAAUAUGGAAGUUAAUAUCAGAUUAAUGAAUUCCAGUUUUGCGCAAAGCUGAAAUGUAUGAAGCUGGGUCAGGCGUGGCGAGCGCCGCCGAGCAGGAAAAGAUGCUGGAAACGGCGACGAAAGUGGUGAAGGCCGAGUCUUUCGAAAUGAAACGUUGUCUCGACAAGGUUUCUUUUCCUUUCUCUUUUCUAUUCAAAGGGCCAUUUCGCAGGGAAAGGUUAUGGAUGCCCUUAAACACGCCCUUUCGUUCCUCAAUGAACUUCGCACUAACGAUCUUUCUCCCAAAUUUUAUUAUCGUCUCUGUGAGUUUUCGAUAAAUAAGCAGUAAAGACCUUUUUUCUUCCCAGAUAUGGACUCUGUCAACGAGUUGCAACAUUUGGAGUCGUUCCUGGUGGAAGAUUUUCAGAAAGAUUCUGGCAAACUGGCAAAUCUCUACGAAUGUGUACAAUAUGCCAGCCAGAUAAUUCCCAGGCUGUGAGUUGGUUGCUUUUGUGUCACUUUUUACGACGUCUAUUUUAAUAUAUAAGUUGUUGGCUGGGAAGAAGGAUAAAUUUCACGUUUUUCAUUGAUAAUAACUGUCAUGGAUCAAACUUCAUCAAGAUUACAUUCAGUUUUAUCGAAUCAAGGAACAUUCUACAUAUUGUUCCAAUCAGAGUGUUCAAGUAUGAUUCCCCACUGGACGGAACCAAAAUCCGAAAAUUGAGAAUUUGUUUUCCGUACUCAACUAGUUGAGAGUCUCUACAAUUUGGAGUUUCCUACGGUUGAUAGCUUCUUAAGGAACGAUUAAUAAGGAUUUAAAUGGCCUCCAGGUACCUAUUGGUGACGAUGGGAGUCGUGUUCAUAAAGUGCGGCCUCGGCUCGCGACAGGAACUGCUCGCCGACCUGGUCGAGAUGUGUCGCGGUGUUCAGCAUCCACUCCGCGGGCUCUUCCUCCGCAAUUAUCUCCUGCAGUCCACUCGAUCUCUUCUUCCAGACCGUCCCGAGUCGGUUGCACGUCGCACAAACGGAUCCGUCGAUGCCAACAUGUAACUUCUUCCUUUUUCACAUUCAAUCGGAUUUUUUUUUAUAAAAUAAGCUGGUGUCGUGAUAUUUUCCUGACGAGAUUUUCUGAGAAGCUGCCAGCUUUUUUCAUUAUUAUAUUUCUGAUGUGGACUUAUAUCAAAAACUGCUACGUACUCAAAAUGUUUCGUAUGAGAUUUUCGUCUUGGCUUUUUGCUGAAGAAAUGUGAAUGUUCGGACAAUUCCGAUAAUUAAUUACAUUUCUCAACAAUUUUUUUACAGUAGAUUCAAGUAAAUUCCUUCGCAAAAACACUGAUUUUUUUCUAAUAUUAAAAAUAUUCGAGUUCAGUAUCCAUCAUUAUUUUUCACAGCAACAAAUUAUUUAGAAGAAUUUUUAUUUUCAAUCGAUUAAUGUUAAAUAAACUCGAUAUAUUGGUUUAUUUCAUUAUCUCUAGAAGUCCUAAUAAUUUAAAAUAACUUUCUUGGUUUUUUGGAAGUUUUCGCAUGAACGAGAAAAAUUCGUGAGAACUUUUUGUCGAAGUAAUUUAUUUUUCUCACAAGGGAGGUCAUUUCACGUUCUGGUUGGGAAUCUUCUUGAGGUACCAAAUGGAAAUCCUGAAAGUCGCAACUUGCACAGCUUCCUAGUUUUCGAGAAAAGAAACUUCAAAGUCGGAGAAAACUCUCGAAAUCUUUAAAAAAAAUAGGUUGUUUUCGGGCUUUAAGCCCAUGUUUCUCGAAAACUAGAAAGUUGUGCAGGUUGAGACUUUCAGAAUCUUCAUCUGGUACAUCAAGGAUCGUUCUGGCCAAUUUUUUAGGAAAACGCCAACCGUAAGGUAAAAGGACCUUCCUUUUCAGAUCAUUAUUAUAUCUUCAACUAUUCCCGAGUUUCUUUCAAAAUUUUUUUCAGGAAUGGUAGCAGCGGACCGAAGGAAUCUUUGCAUCAACAAGACGGUUAGUAAAACGUCUUUCUUUUUUUGAACGUCUUUAUUUGGCUGUAGAAAAGACUAUUUCGAAGAAUCUUUAGGGUCGGUAACAGAUGCAGUAAACUUUGUUUUGACCAACUUUGGCGAGAUGAACAAACUCUGGGUUCGGAUGCAGCAUCAAGGACCUUCUAGAGAACGAGAGAAGCGGGAGAGAGAUCGUUUAGAGCUGAGGUUCCAGGGAAAAAAAAAAUUUUCUCAAAAGUUUCCUUCAGAAUUCUCGUUGGAACGAAUUUGGUUCGGUUGUCUCAAUUGGAAUCCUUGACGGAGGAAAUGUACACAAAAGACGUACUGCCUAGCGUUUUGGAGCAGAUUGUGUCAUGUCGAGACCCGAUAUCACAGGUUUUCCCCCAAAGGAGUUUCGUCUGAAUGGUUUCAUCCGAAGGAAUACCUCAUGGAAUGUGUCAUCCAAGUUUUCGCCGACGAGUUCCAUCUCUCGACCUUGAAUGAGUUCCUCGCUGCUUGUGGACAGCUCACCUCUGUAUGUAUUCAGUGUUUUUUUCGAUUUUCAAUAGGUAAUAUUUUCAGGAAGUGAAUGUGAAAAAUGUGCUCAUCGGUCUGAUCGAGAGGCUCGCGUUCUACACAAACUCCAUAGAGGGAGAACCUGCUCCAGAAAAGGUUUCAGAUUGUAGCUGGAAACCUUCGAGCGGAUAGUUUCCCUUCAGAUGCAACUAUUCGAAAUAUUCUCUGAACAGGCGAAGGAGCUCAUCACAAAUCGUCCGGAAAUGCCAAUGGAGGAUAUUGUUUCGCUUCACGUUUGAGCUUUUCUCCGUCAUUUUCAGCAGUCUUGAGAUUUUAAGGUGGCUCUGGUGAACUUGGCGAUUAAGUGUUACGCUACGCGCACAGAUUACGCCAACAUGUCUUUUGGCACCUUGAGAACCAUAAUCAACGAAAAAGGAAUAACUGCGUUGGUUUUAAUUUUCCUUUUUAGAUCAUGAAGUGUUUUAUUCAUUAUAUUCCUUUUCGAACUUUCAGUGUUGAAGCUUUCGGAACAGUUGGACGAGAACUUAUCAAGCUGUUGAAAAUUCCCGUCGACCAAUACAACAACGUGAGAUUUUCUCUACCGAUCAAUGGAGAGAUCCAGCUUCCAGGUACUGAGAGUAGCUGCACUCGAAGAGUUCGGGAGUGUCAUGCAAAUUCUCGACUAUCGUGGCCGCUGCGUCAUCUCUUCCUAUAUAAUCCAGGUCGAGAUGCGGAAAAGUAAUAUUCGACAUUCUAAUGGUUUCAGAACAUGUUGGAUCAAGAAACGUUGAUCACCAAUGAAGAGGAAUUCCGCACCGUCUGCGGAUUGAUCAGUCCACUUCUCGAAGACCAAAAAGAUCAACCGUCCGACGCGCAUGUUUUUGCAGUUUCCACUCAUUCUUCUGACAAAAAACUUUCAGGAAAGCGAAGAUUUUUUCGACGAGCAGCAUAUUUUGGCGCGAGUGGUGCACCUACUGAGGGUCGAGGAUGCCGACCAACAGUUUUUGGUGGGAAAGCCCAGAAAGUGACGUUUGCAUGUGGUUCUAGCUGCUGAACAACGCGCGGAAGGUGUUCGGGUCCGGGGGACGUCAUCGACUGCAGUUCACUCUGCCUCCGAUCGUUUUCGAGCUCUACCGUCUGGUGCUUUCCUACGCCGUGCAGAAAGGGACCGACGACAAGUGGGAGGCCAAAGUUCGCAAGAUGUUCGUCUGUGCGAUGGGAACCAUUGGAGCGCUCGUUUCUACAGUCGAACUCGCUGAGUUGCCCCUUAAGUUGUAUCUCGAAGGUGCUAUUGCCGCCGACAAAGUGCCGUUUUCUGAGAACUACACCGUCGUCUACGAGUUCAUUUCCAAGGUUUCUUUUGCAACUGAUUCCGUUCGCAUUAGAAAGGAUUAAAUAACAAUCUCGUCAGCACUGUAAGAUUUUAACUUUUCAAAUUUUGAAUCUCUUAUGAGCCAAUUCCUUCAAAACCGCCGUGUGGUUUUUUUUUUUUUUACAAAACUCCGAUUUCUACCAUUUUUCCAUGUUUGAAAAGAUUUCUAUAGUUUCCUGCCCCGAAACCACGACAUCCCAUGCUUAAUUGAAGGCGAUGUCGAUAAUGGAGGACGACGUUGCGGAUUCUCGGGACCGCGUCCGUUGUCUGCAGCUCACCGUCGGCGCUCUUCUUUGCACUAAGAAUUUCCCCGAAGAAAACUGGCAGCCUCUCGCCACACAAGCCGCCAUGGCAGCCUCGAAGAUGUUCAAAAAAGUUUUUCUUUCCUAUUUUUUUUUUUAUGAUUUUCCUUUUUAGGCUGAUCAAGUACGCUCUCUUUGUAUGGUGGCUGCAUUGUAUUGGAAUGGAUGUGUGGAAGAGUCGAAUGGCGCUCCAUUGAAAAAUGGUGGGAUUUCAGAUUUUAUUAUUAUCUAUUCUUUUUCUUGCAGGAAAGCGUGUGGUGGAAAUCCUGAAGAAAAGCGCGAAAAUAGCGAGUGAAUGCAUGGAGCCUCUCGUCCAACAGCAACUCUUCAUUCUUCUGCUCAACACUUACAUUCACUACUACGAAGACGGCUGCAAGGAGGUUGGGAUUUCCCUUGAAUGAAAUGGGACACGUCGUGAAAAAAAAGACCUUUGUUUGUUUUUAUGCUUGAUGUAUCUAAGGAAAUCAAUUACGAAGCUUUUUUUUUCUUAUUCAAGGUUAUUUUAUCCAAUAUGAAAAGACGUCUGCUUCUCGGUAGGAAAUUAAUCAGAAAUCUCUGAUGGUGUAGAUUGAAUCCUGCGUACAAAAUUGUCGAAACACAAUUCUGGGUCGUUUGAAUAACGCGUGGCUUCUCUGCAGGAACAAACUGAUUUUCAUGAAAUACCGGCCUCGCUUUGGGGGUCCUGCAGCGAAGGCAUUCCUUUUUAUUGAAUAAUAUCCAUCAAAGACAUUUCUUCUGAUGAAAGGGUGGUUUGAAAUAAAAACCAGCAAACUUUCGAACGGCGAUUUUUUCAUAUCGCUAGGGUUCUUUCCAGCUAAUCCCUUUCCGAAUUUUUUUUUCUAUGAAAUUGUCGUUUCGAAUCUGCCUAUACAUAAUAGGUAGUUGGUUCAUGAUUAAAACACAAAGAAAAAAGAAAAAUUAUUAGAUCUUUUAUAAACCGAUAAAAAUGAGAGAAGAGGUCUGAAAGGGAUUAGUCGGAAACGUCGCAGUCGAAAACUUCCCCAGCGACAUGAAAAAAUCGGAGAGUUGCCGUUCGAAAGUUUGCUGGUUUUUUUCAUACCAACUAUAAAAGCGAAUGAAAAAAAAGAAAAAAUAAAAAGAACCCAGGCGGGAAAAUUUUCAGAAAUUUCGAAGAACUUUCGUUAGAAAGUAUUAUUUUGUUGCCAAAUUCGAUACGGAGAAGUGCAUUGGCACUUUUUUUAAUGACUUCUGCGACCUUGCAAAGUUGAUUUGAAUGGUUUUGUUUUUAGAUCGACGUGCACAACAUCGACGAGUUGGUUUCGCGGACUCAGGACAACGCCGUGCAAUUGGACGUCUCCGCGGAAGCUGAUUUGAUGGAGAAGCAUCUCACCGAAGCCAUCAAGCAGCUCAAAAUCGCCAGACAGUCUGCGGAAUCGGAUGCCGCACUUUCACCGCCUUCGGAAAUCGUCCAAAACGAGGACCUCUGA
Messenger RNA from Caenorhabditis auriculariae, 8078 nucleotides. NCBI's taxonomy places the organism in Eukaryota, Metazoa, Nematoda, Chromadorea, Rhabditida, Rhabditidae. The record is from the annotation of a GenBank genome assembly.